This is a messenger RNA of Nilaparvata lugens (brown planthopper), 1547 nucleotides long. RefSeq names its product protein ANTAGONIST OF LIKE HETEROCHROMATIN PROTEIN 1-like. The record is from RefSeq and is a predicted model, not a curated record. The transcript is spliced from 2 exons. NCBI's taxonomy places the organism in Eukaryota, Metazoa, Arthropoda, Insecta, Hemiptera, Delphacidae. Bases 335 to 1258 code for a protein of 307 amino acids.
GUAAAAACAUAGUGGAGCGGCGAGUCAAGAGUCAAGCGGCGAGUCAAGCAGCGCGUUUUCGAUUCAAGAUGCAAGCGUCGCUUCACACGCACAUAGUGGAGCGGCGAGUUGACUCCCGCGACUGGGAGGAGAAAAGAGUUUAGUCGACAAAAUGCUAUCAGAUAGUGAUGACGAGUAUUUAUUGGAGAACAGUGCCCUCAAAGUUUUAUGAGUUAAAGGUGUUAGGAGUUGUGCUGUGCAUCCAUUGAACGAAAAACGUGAUACUUUAGGUGAAUACCAUCACCUAUUUCCCCAAUUAAAGGAGUAUCCUGAUCGGUUCUUUCAAUACACCAGGAUGGAGUACAGUACCUUUCAGUACAUUUUAAACCAUAUUCAACCUCAAAUGGUAACAAAAUUCACUAAUUUCGUCAAGCAGCCUAUUGAACCUGAGGAGAAGCUGGUUAUAACAUUGAGAUACUUGGCGACUGGAUCUUCAUUCAAAAGUUUAUCAUUCUCAUUUCGUAUUGGUGCAUCUACAAUUAGCAAGAUAGUGAAAGGAACUGUCAUCGUUCUUUGGAAUAUCUUGCAGCCUUUACAUAUGCCGCCUCCUUCAAAAGAAUGCUUCACACAGACAAGCAAAGAAUUUUGUAACUUGUGGAAUUUUCCCAACUGUAUGGGAUGCAUUGAUGGAAAGCAUGUCAGAAUUUCUUGCCCUCCACAUUCAGGCACAAUGUUCUAUAACUACAAAAAAUUCUACUCCAUUGUUUUACUGGGAAUUUGUGAUGCAAAAUACAGAUUUCUUGUAAUCGAUGUAGGAGGAUUUGGAAAACAAAGCGAUGGAGCCACUUUUGCUUUCUCUGACUUCUAUCGAAUGAUAAAAAACAAAGAAAUUGCCAUUCCGGAUGAUGCUUGUUUGCCUGGGACUAAUUUUACAACGCCAUUGGUAUUUCUCGCAGAUGAAGCCUUCCCCUUGUCCGUAAAUGUACUAACACCUUACAAUGUAGAAAAUCUCAAUGAAGAAAAAAUCGUCUUCAAUAAAAGACACUCAAGGGCUCAAAAAUGUAUUGAGUGCACGUUUGGAAUCCUGUACUCAAAAUGGAGACUUUUGUCUAAAAAUAUUGAAACUGACCAUGAAACAGUUGACAUGAUAAUAAAAGUUAUGUGUGUCCUUCAAAACACUAUAAUAGAUAGAGAAGGAUUUGAGAGGCAUUUGACAGAUGUUAAGACAGUUGAACCUAAGAACAUUGAAGUUCCAAGAAGACAACGUCUGAGAGGAUGACAAUCGAGUGAUGCUCUUUUUGUGCGGGACACAUUCACAAGAUAUUUCAAUGAAAAUAUGAUCCACUUUGCAAGAGACUGAAAAGCAGUUUAGUUACAUGUUUUGGCUGGUUUUGCUAUUUUAAACCUUGGUAUCUCAUUUACAAAUGACAGACAUUGACAAAUUUAUUAUUAUUGUUAUUAUGAAUUAUGUGUCCAGUAGCAUUUCAAAUUCAUUGUUUUAUUAUCUUUCACUUUUCAUGUGUGUGUUCAAAUAUGUUGGAUACCAUUCUGUUCUGAGGUUUGCAAGA